AUGGUUAAGACAGUGAACUUCUUCGAGUGCUACAAUCCUACAACCGGUGCCCAAAGAUUGGAACUUCCAGCGGUGUUUAGGUUACAAUUACAAGGAGAUCUACCAGAAAGGGCAUUCCUUCGAGUUUGUUAUACAAAUCUAUGGCCUAUAAAAAUGGCAAAAAUUGGUAAUGACUGUUUUUUUUUGGAUGGCUGGGAAAAAUUUGUUGCAGACAACUCUUUGGAAUUAGGAGACAUCCUUGUGUUCCAAUACGAUGGGGACAAUUUAUUUGAUGUCAAACUAUUAGGGUUGUCAUGUUGUGAUAAGGAGGGUCUUGGGCAUUUCCAUAUGAGUGUUGAGGAUAAGAAUGAAGAUGGUCAAGCAGAAGCAGAGCGAGAUGAAGGUGAGGAGGGUAUUCAUGACAGUGAUGACAAUGCCGAAGUUUACAAGGAGAUUAUGGAAGUCCGAGUUGAGGAUACUGAAGAUGAGGAUGACACUGAAAAAUUGAAUAUGCGACUCAAGAAGAUGGUGAAGCAGAAGCGGAACAAAUGGUUGAUGGUCAUCAACGUCCUCUCAACUCUUAUGGUAAUGACAUUUUCAAUUCUAUCUAAAGCCAAAUAUCAAGAUGGUCAAGACAAUGAACUUCUUCAAUUCCUACAAUCCUACAACCAGCUCAAGAAGAUUGGAGACGUCCUCGUGUUCCAAUACGAUGGGGACAAUUUAUUUGAUGUCAAACCAUUAGGGCUGUCAGGUUGCGAUAAGGAGGGUCUUGGGCAUGUCAAUAUGAGUGUUGAGGAUAAGAAUGAAGAUGGUCGAGCAGAAGCAGAGCAAGUGGUUGUUGAUGGAGCUAGCAAAGAGGAUGAUGUUGAAAGCAGUGAAGACCUGUAUUACAUGGAGUCAGAGGAUAAUGGUGAGGAGGGUAUUCAUGGCAGUGAUGACAAUGCCGAAGUUUAUAUGGAGAUUGUUGAAGACGAAGACGAAGACGAUGAAUAUGAGGAUGGCAAAGAGGAUGACAAUGAAUACAAUGAAGAUGUGACUAAAGUACAUGGUGAAGCAGAAGCGGAGCAAGUGGCAGACGGUCGACCAGGUCAGCGUCAUCUCAACUCUUAUGGUAAUGACAUUUUCAAUUCUAUCUAA
This is a messenger RNA of Fraxinus pennsylvanica, 1116 nucleotides long. Lineage: Eukaryota; Viridiplantae; Streptophyta; Magnoliopsida; Lamiales; Oleaceae. The record is from the annotation of a GenBank genome assembly.